AUGUCCGCACUUCGCGCCAAAACUUGCGAGAAAAAACUAAAAGCCGCUGAAUUAAAAAUAUUGAAGAUAUUGAACAAAAUUGAGCAAUUUAAACUGAAUAAUGCUUAUAUAUCUACACUAAAUUUACCAAAUAAAUCAAAACUUUUCAGUGAAAAAUUUAAAAGCUAUUGUAAAUAUUUCGUUGUAUUUUUUGUGAUUACUUUCUUAGCUUUUAUUGUCUCGUGGGUAAUUAAUCAAGUAUAUACAGAGACUUGCAUGCUACAGCUGCCAUCAUCAUCGAAAUCACUAUUCCGACCCCCAGAAGACUGUAGCAUGUGCAUUGAAGUCACCAAUGUUACUAGACUGACGGGUGUUUCGCCGGAAGACUUCGAAGACCACUACGCGUACUCCACAAAACCUGUUAUCGUCACUGAUGCUACUGAAAAUUGGCGGGCAAUGGAGGAAUUCAGUUUCCACUUCUUCGCCGAUUUCUAUCUCAACGAGAAAAGAGGGAAGAAAACCAACGACUGCUUUUUCUUCGCUUACAAAUCUGGUUUAAAUUCCUUACACGAAGUAUUUACCAUGGACGAAAAGCGCGCUAAUUUAUCCGGCGAUCCGUGGUAUGUUGGAUGGAGCACUUGUUAUGACGAAGAGACGAGAAAAUUAAGGGCUUAUUACAGUAGACCCUACUUCUUGCCGAGGACAGCAGAAAGUGAUAUGGUAGAUUGGAUAUUUAUGGGUGGGCCAGGACAGGGCGCACAUAUGCAUGUGGAUUCCGUACGGCAUAUGUCGUGGCAGGCGCAGAUCCGUGGCCGCAAGGAGUGGCAACUCGCGCCUCCGCCAGAGUGCAUAUAUUGGUGUGACUGGAUCACAUUUACCGUACAGCCGGGGGAGAUUUUGGUGGUGGACACGAAUCGCUGGUACCAUAAAACGAACGUACUUCCCGGUGAUAUCAGCAUCACCAUUGGAGCUGAAUUCGAUUAA
Messenger RNA from Zerene cesonia (dogface butterfly), 963 nucleotides. RefSeq lists its product as uncharacterized. Lineage: Eukaryota; Metazoa; Arthropoda; Insecta; Lepidoptera; Pieridae. The record is from RefSeq and is a predicted model, not a curated record. The coding region runs from base 1 to 963 and encodes 320 amino acids. The transcript is spliced from 5 exons.